AUGAGCCAGGACAGCAAAGUGAAGACGACAGAGUCCAGCCCCCCUGCCCCAUCCAAGGCCAGGAAGUUGUUGCCUGUCCUAGACCCAUCUGGGGAUUACUACUACUGGUGGCUGAAUACAAUGGUCUUCCCAGUGAUGUAUAACCUCAUCAUCAUCGUGUGCAGAGCCUGCUUUCCUGACUUGCAACACAGUUAUCUGGUGGCCUGGUUAGUACUGGACUACACAAGUGACCUUCUAUACCUACUGGACAUCGUGGUGCGCUUUCACACAGGAUUCUUAGACCAGGGCAUCCUGGUGGUGGACAAGGGUAGGAUUUCAAGUCGCUAUGUUCGCACCUGGAGCUUCCUGUUGGACCUGGCAUCCCUGAUGCCCACAGAUGCGGCCUACGUGCAGCUGGGCUUGCACACCCCUAUGCUGAGGCUGAACCGAUUUCUGCGUGUGCCCCGCCUCUUUGAGGCCUUUGACCGCACAGAGACCCGCACGGCUUACCCAAAUGCAUUUCGCAUCACCAAACUGAUGCUUUACAUUUUUGUUGUUAUCCAUUGGAAUAGCUGCCUAUACUUUGCCCUAUCCCGGUACCUGGGCUUUGGGCGUGAUGCCUGGGUGUACCCUGAUCCCGCACAGCCUGGCUUUGAGCAUCUGCGGCGCCAGUACCUCUAUAGCUUUUACUUCUCCACCCUGAUCCUGACCACUGUGGGCGAUACACCACUGCCAGCACGGGAGGAGGAGUAUCUCUUCAUGGUGGGUGACUUCCUGUUGGCCGUCAUGGGUUUUGCCACCAUCAUGGGUAGCAUGAGCUCUGUCAUCUACAAUAUGAACACUGCAGAUGCGGCUUUCUACCCAGACCAUGCACUGGUGAAGAAGUACAUGAAGCAGCAGCACGUCAACCGCCGGCUGGAGCGGCGAGUUAUUGACUGGUACCAGCACCUGCAGAUCAACAAGAAGAUGACCAAUGAAGUAGCCAUCUUACAGCAUUUGCCUGAGCGGUUGCGGGCCGAAGUGGCUGUGUCUGUACACCUGUCUACUCUGAGCCGGGUGCAGAUCUUCCAGAACUGUGAGGCCAGCCUGCUGGAGGAGCUGGUGCUGAAGCUGCAGCCCCAGACCUAUUCACCAGGCGAAUAUGUCUGCCGCAAGGGGGACAUUGGCCGGGAGAUGUAUAUCAUCCGUGAGGGUCAGUUGGCCGUGGUGGCAGAUGAUGGUGUCACCCAGUAUGCUGUGCUUGGUGCAGGGCUCUACUUUGGGGAGAUCAGCAUCAUCAACAUCAAAGGAAACAUGUCUGGGAACCGCCGCACAGCCAACAUCAAGAGUCUAGGUUAUUCAGACCUGUUUUGCCUGAGCAAGGAGGACCUGAGGGAAGUCCUGAGCGAGUAUCCACAGGCCCAGGUCGUCAUGGAGGAAAAGGGCCGUGAGAUCCUGCUCAAAAUGAACAAGUUGGAUGUAAAUGCCGAGGCAGCCGAGAUUGCCCUACAGGAAGCCACAGAGUCCCGGCUGCGAGGCCUUGACCAGCAACUCGAUGAUCUACAGACCAAGUUUGCUCGCCUCCUGGCUGAGCUGGAGUCCAGCGCACUCAAGAUUGCUUAUCGCAUCGAACGGCUAGAGUGGCAGACUCGAGAGUGGCCAAUGCCUGAGGAACUGGCUGAGGCUGAUGAUGAGGGCGAGCCUGGGGAGGGAACCUCUCAGGAUGGAGAGGGCAGGAGUGCCCAGGAGGGACCUCCAGACCCAGAGUGACCCCAUUCUUAUCUCUAGGACCCCAAUCUCCAAGGGAAUCCAGAGUUGUAGGAAAAUCUGCCUGCAGAAACUCUGCCAUCCUGUCUGCUAGGUACAGAGAUA
This is a messenger RNA of Lynx canadensis (Canada lynx), 1830 nucleotides long. RefSeq names its product cyclic nucleotide gated channel subunit alpha 4 (gene CNGA4). Lineage: Eukaryota; Metazoa; Chordata; Mammalia; Carnivora; Felidae. Gene Ontology annotation, biological process: monoatomic cation transmembrane transport; potassium ion transport. Gene Ontology annotation, cellular component: intracellular cyclic nucleotide activated cation channel complex; plasma membrane. The record is from RefSeq and is a predicted model, not a curated record. Gene Ontology annotation, molecular function: cGMP binding; voltage-gated potassium channel activity; intracellularly cGMP-activated cation channel activity. The transcript is spliced from 6 exons. The coding region runs from base 1 to 1728 and encodes 575 amino acids.